AUAGAUGUUAUGAUGGCGAGCCUGUACUGGGUCCUUGGCGCGUUGGCCUUCCUAACGGGCGCGCUGGCCAGAGAAUCGACGUGGGGAGGCCUCUAUCCACGGGAGUCGGGCAGCAGGGAGGUAAAGUCGCUGGACGGCUUCUGGAACUUCCGCCUGGCGCCUCUCCACGACCCGUUGCAGGGGUUUCGAGAGGAGUGGUUCUCAAAGCCCCUCUGUAAGACGGGUUCAGUGAUAACAAUGGCAGUUCCGAGUAGCUACAACGACAUAACACAAGAUAAAGCCCUUAGAGACCAUGUCGGAUGGGCGUGGUAUGAUCGCACUUUUUACGUACCUGUGAGAUGGCAAGCUGACAAGCAGAGGGUUGUUCUUCGUCUUGGAUCUGCCCAUUAUAAUUCAGUCAUUUACAUCAAUGGCGUAGCUGUGACGUCCCACGAGGGAGGACAUCUUCCCAUAAUGGCUGAGAUGUCGAGCAGUCUUCGAUUCGGGAAGGAGAACCUCAUUACUGUGGCCAUUAACAACACGUUGACACCCAGCACGAUACCUCAGGGGAACAUUGUCUACCGUAAUGACACUACCAAGUAUCCUCCAGGCUACUUUGAGCAGCAGACAGACUUUGACUUUUUCAACUAUGCAGGUCUUCAUCGGCCUGUUUACCUCUACACAACUCCACAAACAUAUGUUGAUGAUAUAUUGAUUAAUACUGACAUUGAUGGGUCUGCAGGUAUCAUUAAUUACAAGAUAUUUGCGGCCACCUCUGGGAUUGGCCCUCAAACUGAAGACAAUGUGGGCUGUUCUGUUAAGCUCCUGGAUAAUGAGGGAGAUCACAUCACUAGUGCCAUGGGGUGUAUUGGCACUAUUAAGAUCAGCAAUGCCAGUCUUUGGUGGCCAUAUCUCAUGCAUAGUAACCCUGGCUAUAUGUAUACAUUAAUGGUAGCAGUAUCAGAUGCGUCUGGCGUGCUGGACCUCUACCCUCAAAAAGUUGGCAUUCGCACUCUCGGAUGGAACUCCACAACGCUGACCAUCAACAAUCGGCCCCUGUAUUUGCGUGGCUGUGGACGGCACGAAGAUUCUGAUAUCCGGGGCAAAGGUGUCGACUACCCACUGAUUGUGAAGGACUUCAGCCUCCUCAAGUGGCUGGGUGCAAACAGCUUCCGUACGUCUCACUACCCCUAUGCGGAGGAGAUCAUGGACAUGGCAGAUCAGGAGGGAAUCAUGAUUGUGGAUGAGAGUCCGGCUGUUGAUCUCAAAGGUUUUGGUAAGGAGCUGAUGGAGCGCCACAUCGCUGUCAUGCAGGAAUUAGUCCGGCGCGACAAGAAUCGUCCAAGUGUCAUCAUGUGGAGUGUUGGCAAUGAGCCAAGGUCUAAUGAGCCCGCUGCUAAGGAUUAUUUCAGUGCUGUGGUUAAUGCUACAAAAGAUGCUGACCCAACACGCUCUGUCACUUGUGUCUUGGCAGUUGACAAACAUUCAGAUUUUGCUGGAAGCAGCCUUGAUGUGAUUUUGGUGAAUCGGUACUUCUCCUGGUACAGUGACACAGGGCACCUGGAGCUGAUCUAUAACCAGACUGUGAAUGAGUUCACGGAGUGGCAUCUCCUCCACAACAAGCCUGUCAUGAUCUCAGAGUAUGGAGCCGGGACCAUUGCUGGUUUUCAUAUGGACCCUGCAUUCACAUGGACUGAAGAAUACCAAGCAGAGUUGAUGGUGGAGAAUUUCAAAGCUUUUGAUACACUCCGAAGCAAAGGUUUUUUUACUGGCGAGAUGAUCUGGAACUUUGCUGAUUUUGCCACGGCAAUGGGAUUCACAAGAGUAGCAGGGAACAAGAAAGGCAUUUUCACCAGGAAUCGGCAGCCUAAAAUGUCGGCCCACGUCCUGCGCUCCCGGUAUCUCAGUCUGGCAGAGACAUCGAAAAAGGACGUCAAAUCCUCACUGUGUUUUGAGCGGUAUAAGCCAUAGGGGUUUAUAUCAUGCAGUUUUUUAAAAAUUUGUCGAGAGUUCUGGGUGCUGUACUAUCAAGGAGCUUUUCUAGUCUCAGCGAUUCUGUAUUUUUAUCCCUUUUGGUAAAGGAACUGGAAGUGUAUUACUGUCGGCCUGAAAAUGUUGAAAAUUGAAAAUGUAAUUUUUG
Molecule: messenger RNA, 2119 nt
Organism: Penaeus monodon (black tiger shrimp)
Lineage: Eukaryota; Metazoa; Arthropoda; Malacostraca; Decapoda; Penaeidae
Product: beta-glucuronidase-like
Biological process (GO): carbohydrate metabolic process; glucuronoside catabolic process
Molecular function (GO): beta-glucuronidase activity; carbohydrate binding
Source: RefSeq, a predicted model, not a curated record